Messenger RNA from Vigna umbellata (rice bean), 1112 nucleotides. Lineage: Eukaryota; Viridiplantae; Streptophyta; Magnoliopsida; Fabales; Fabaceae. The record is from RefSeq and is a predicted model, not a curated record.
CAGCCCUAUCAUUGAUGAAUUAUUGACAAGGUCUAUGGGGCUAAAUUAUUUUCUAAUCUGGAUUUGAAAUUUUGGUUAUAACCAAGCUCAGGUGAAAGCUUGUGAUGUGCUUUUAGUACUCACAAAGUCAUUUUGAAUACAUAGUGAUGCCUAUUGGACUUAUAAUGCACUUUCUAGUUUCAAGCCUUGACGAAUGAGAUCAAGCCCAUUCGGUGAGAAUAUGUAUUUAUUUUUUUUAUGACAUUCUAAUAUACAGUCAGGAUUGGGAGUCCCAUAUACGAAACACUUUAGUGAGGUUUUACAGGUGUUGUUAGAUAAUAAGUUAUUGGCAAACCAAUUGAAGAGGCUACAUAGGUAGAAGAAUUCUCCAUCGAGAGUCAAUUUCCAUAUUUCAGUCUUGAGGACAAGACUAUUCUCAAGAAAGAGGCAAUGGCACAAGAGCUUGAAAUGAGUGUCAAAGAAACAUCCAAGAAAACUGGUGCUCCCCAAAUUGUUAAGUUGGACAAGGCAUUGAAAUUGGCCGAGUUAUGGGUAAAUAAUAUGAGUAAAGAUGCUGAUGAUCAUAGAACAAAUGCAGAUUUAGAGGGUAGACCUUCCGGGCUUGGUCUAGGUGCAAAAGUUUCACGCCGAUCAAAAUAUGUACCUUCCGAUGACCCUGUUGAAAAGAAGUUGUAUGCCAAAUUGACUGCUGAAAAAAGAAAAGCAGCCAACAUUGCUAAGGAGUCUGCCACAACUGCGAGAGAUGAUUUAGAUGACGAUGAAGACAGCGAGGACUUGGAUAGCAGAACUAAUGCGUUUGCUAAGAGGAAGGCAACGGCACCUCUGAUCUCAUCUAUAUUGCGAAAUAAGAAGCAGAAGUGACAUUUGCUGAUGAGUUCUUUUUUGCUGCAAGGCUGUAAAGUAUUCACAUUUUGCAUUUGCCUUGUUGGAAUUUUGACUUAAUAUACAUUUUUCCUGAUUGACAUUUUAACAUUUGAGCACAUAUACUUUUACGUGUAAUUGAUACUAAUUUCAAUGAAGAAUUGGUGUCGUUUGUCGGGGAACACAUACUUGUGUAUGCCCAAUUUGUCUUGUUCAUGAUGUUUUUUACUAGGUGCAGAUUCUUACGUAUU